Emiliania huxleyi CCMP1516 is the source of this 602-nucleotide messenger RNA. RefSeq lists its product as hypothetical. Lineage: Eukaryota; Haptophyta; Isochrysidales; Noelaerhabdaceae. Bases 15 to 365 code for a protein of 116 amino acids. The transcript has a single exon. The record is from RefSeq and is a predicted model, not a curated record. Gene Ontology annotation, molecular function: nucleic acid binding.
CCAAGCCCGCGCUCAUGUCUUCCAUGUCGAUGUCCCUCGACGAGAUCAUCAAGACCACGCAGGAGAAGGGCACUAGCAAGGGGAGCAAGGGCGGCCGCGGCGGCGGCGGCCGCGGCGCGACCAAGACCAUUGGCAAGAUCGGGCGCGGGGGCCGCGGCCGCGGCGUGGCGGCAGCGACGCUGCAGAGCAUGGCGCGCGGCAGCGGCGCCUCUACGCUGAUCAAGCCGGGGCAGGGCCGCGCGCCGCGCGCGGUCGCGGCGGCGGCGCCGAAGACGCUCACCACUGGCACAAAGCUGCGCGUCGGGAACCUGGACCUCAACGUGACGCAGGACGACCUCUCGGAGCUCUUCCAGGCGCAAGCGUGAUACGAGAAUGCCCGCAGCGCGCUUCUCGCCCGGCGGGGCGGCCCUCUCUAGCCCGCCUCGCGCCCCUCCCUGCAACACGGCGGCGGCGGCUGCGCAUCACAAGGGGCAGUGGGCGCCGUCCAUAUGCUGCGGAUAUGCGCCUCGCUUCCUCUCUUCACCACGGCUGCGCAUCACAAGAACGGUGGGAGGGAGGGGCUAGGGCUGUGCGCGCGGCGGGGGUGCUCGCCGUCGGGGCAG